CUGCUCUCCUCCAGUCCAGCAGGUGGCGCCAAUAUGCCAAAAACAAGUCAGCACAAAAAGCGAAGAAGAAGAAGAACCAAACAAACCGGUUGUCUUAAGUGAUGGCGUCUCGCCGGGCGCUUAAAGCCGUGCUCAUUGAUCUAAGUGGGACUCUACACAUUGAGGAUGCGGCUGUACCCGGAGCUCAGGAAGCACUCGCAAGGUUGCGCCGUGCUCCAGUGGCUCUCAAAUUUGUAACUAACACAACGAAAGAAUGUAAGAGGACGCUGCUUGAACGACUGCGGCGUCUCAGCUUUGACAUUGAAGAGCAGGAGAUCUUUACGUCACUGACUGCAGCUCGAAACCUGCUGGAGCAGAAGGAGGUGCGCCCCCUGCUGCUGGUGGAGGACAGUGCACGCGAGGACUUCGCAGGUAUCGAAACCUCAGAUCCUAACGCUGUUGUGAUAGGGUUAGCACCAGACCACUUCAACUAUGAAACGCUUAAUAAAGCUUUCAGGCUAAUUCUGGAUGGUGCACCUCUCAUUGCCAUCCAUAAAGCCCGUUACUACAAGAGGAAAGACGGCCUGGCGUUGGGACCUGGACCGUUUGUGACAGGACUGGAAUAUUCCACUGACACGCAGGCCACUGUGGUGGGCAAACCAGAGAAAACCUUCUUCCUGGAAGCACUGCGGGAUCUCAACUGCAGCCCUGAGGAGGCCGUAAUGAUCGGAGACGAUGCUAGAGAUGAUGUUGGCGGAGUUCAGAACACAGGGAUGCUGGGAAUAUUAGUCAAAACUGGUAAAUACAGAGCAGGCGAUGAAGGCAAAAUAAAUCCUCCUCCUCAUCUGACCUGUGAGAGCUUCCCCGAAGCUGUUAAUCACAUCCUUCAACAUCUGCUAGACACUAAAUAACUUAUCUGAUGCUGUUUAAGGGUACAUUUAAUAUGUGUAUACAGUAUGUGUGCCAAAAACACAAUAUAGUAAUUAAUUAUGUAGCAUUGUGUUAAAAUGUCUGGUGAUGCGGUUGUAGUUUUUGUGUUGGUUUCACUUGUCCUCCUGCAUUUGUAAGUUUAACUAACUAUUAGUCAUCUGACCAAGUAACGUAAUUCUUAAACACAACCACUGUUUAAAAAAAAUGCCUUGAACCUCUCCUGUUACAGCAUUACACUCCACACUCCAGGCUUGUACGAGGAAGCUGAGCCAAUGUUAUAAAUAAAAACUACACAGAUUUAAAAUGUCCA
This is a messenger RNA of Pangasianodon hypophthalmus (striped catfish), 1219 nucleotides long. RefSeq names its product haloacid dehalogenase-like hydrolase domain containing 2 (gene hdhd2). Bases 102 to 890 code for a protein of 262 amino acids. The record is from RefSeq and is a predicted model, not a curated record. The transcript is spliced from 7 exons. Gene Ontology annotation, molecular function: phosphatase activity. NCBI's taxonomy places the organism in Eukaryota, Metazoa, Chordata, Actinopteri, Siluriformes, Pangasiidae. Gene Ontology annotation, biological process: dephosphorylation.